AAAUGCCUUUUGCAAACGAAGAAACUCUUAAUAAUACCAUUGAAGAAUGUAGGCUUCGACUUCACCAAUUAAUAAAUGUGCAACCACCAACAUCGAAUGUGCAACCACCAACAUCAAAUGAAAACACUACUUCUCCUAGUACAAAAAAUCUCUCUCCUAAUAAUAUGUUUAAGGAACUUAUAUUUGGUAGUGCUCAAAGAUUGCAAGAAUUACAGAUGAAUUGGAUUUUUACCUUGACCUUAGACGGACACCA
This is a messenger RNA of Dentiscutata erythropus, 253 nucleotides long. The record is from the annotation of a GenBank genome assembly. NCBI's taxonomy places the organism in Eukaryota, Fungi, Glomeromycota, Glomeromycetes, Diversisporales, Gigasporaceae.